AUGUCCAUCAACCUACAUUCCGCACCAGAGUAUGACCCAUCCUACAAGCUGAUCCAGUUGACACCAGAGUUGCUCGAUAUAAUACAAGAUCCCGCACAAAAGGAGCAGUUAAGGUUCAAGUCAUUGGACGAAGACAAAUCUGAGGUUGUAUUGUGUUCGCAUGACAAGACUUGGGUACUGAAACAGCGAAAGCAUUCAAACACAGUUCUACUAAUGAAAGAAUUUGCUCCUGAGCAACCUAUUACAUUUGACGAGACGCUGUUGUUUGGGCUCUCCAAGCCGUACAUGGACAUCCUCGGAUUUGCCAAGACCGGGUCAGAAUUCGAGACUAGAGAGACGGUGGGCCAAUUGAACCUGGAUUCAGUACCGAUAUACAACGGAGAACUAGAUUUCCCCGAAAGAAUGACGAAGAAUUUGUCCACAAAGGUUGUCACAACCCUGGAAGAACUACUAGAAAACUCCCCAUGUUCUGCGCUGGAAGGUAUAUCAGAAUGGCAUAAGAUUGGUGGGUCAAUUAAAGAUGGGGUGUUAUGUAUUCUUUCCCCAGAUUUCCUUUUCAAAGCGUUGCACGUAAUGCUGAUGAGUGCAAUGGCGGAGUCGCUGGAUCUACAACAUCUGGAUGUUGAUGAUACACAUCACGCAGUAGGGAAGGACAUCGAGGAUAAUUUCAAUCCAUACACAAGAGAGAUCAUAGAAACAGUGCUGAAUAAAUUCGCCGUCCAAGAGCAGGAGGCAGAAAAGAAUACGUGGCGCUUGAGAAUACCGUUUAUAGCCCAGUGGUACGGAAUUCAAGCGCUAAGGAAAUAUGUGUCCGGGACAAGCAUGCCAAUUGAUGAAUUUCUCAUCAAAUGGAAAUCUCUUUUCCCACCCUUCUUCCCCUGUGACAUUGACAUUGAGAUGCUCCGAGGCUACCAUUUCAAGCCUACCGAUAAAAGUGUGCAGUAUAUAGCGAAAAGCACACUACCUAUGAACCCCAAGGAACGAUUUAAAGUUUUGUUUAGAUUACAGUCACAGUGGAAUUUAGAGGAUAUCAAGCCUCUAAUAGAAGAACUGAACUCAAGAGGCAUGAAAAUAGACAGUUUUAUUAUGAGGUAUGCCCGCCGUAAAAGGCUGGGUAAAAAGACCAUAGUCACGAGCAGGUAG
Molecule: messenger RNA, 1143 nt
Organism: Saccharomyces mikatae IFO 1815
Lineage: Eukaryota; Fungi; Ascomycota; Saccharomycetes; Saccharomycetales; Saccharomycetaceae
Gene: DCC1
Product: Dcc1p
Exons: 1
Coding region: 1-1143 (380 amino acids)
Biological process (GO): maintenance of mitotic sister chromatid cohesion; mitotic sister chromatid cohesion
Cellular component (GO): chromosome, centromeric region; nucleus; Ctf18 RFC-like complex
Source: RefSeq, a predicted model, not a curated record